Closterium sp. NIES-65 is the source of this 340-nucleotide messenger RNA. The record is from the annotation of a GenBank genome assembly. Lineage: Eukaryota; Viridiplantae; Streptophyta; Zygnematophyceae; Desmidiales; Closteriaceae.
AGCGUGGACGUGGUUGAUCUGCUGCCUCGCCCCAUCCGGCACAUCAUCUUCCGCCUCCUGCUGCUGCCACCAGGCAGUUCCUGUUCCCCUCAGAUGCAGACACAGGGCAAUUCUUGUGAGGAAGCAUCGCUGGGAACAGACAGUGCUUUGCGUGACUUCGUUCAUCUACAACAACAGGCGGAUUCGUUGGGGGCAGAUCUCUGUUCGGGGUUCACUACCAGUCAGUUCUGCCAGGGAGCAGCAUGACGAGGAGAACGUGAGGCGCUUCGGCUCCUCCUGGCCUCUGCUGCGCUGUGCCAUGGCCAGCAAGGGGCUCCUUGACCAUGUCAUCCCCUUCUCU